GUUGGGGUCGCAGGGGGCACCAGGGGCUCCUUGGGUCUCCUUCGGACAGCAAGAAGACCUUUCACCCGGCCCGGGACUGCGGAGGGCUGGCUCUGAGGAACCAUGAGCACAGGGGGCCCCAGCCCCCUCAUGACUCCUGUCACUCCGGGGAGCCCCAUGGAGGCAGCGGACACCCUCCCCGUGCUCAUUGCCUUGGCCUGCAUCUUCCUCCUGCUGGCCUCCUGUCUGCUGUUCAUGACCCUUUGCAAGCCGGCAGCACUGGAUCCAAGCCGCCAGGCCCGAGAGUGCAUGCCCCACCACCCGGGGAGCCCCAGCGAGCCCCAGCUCCGGCUCUGGAAGCGCCUGGGCUCCCUGCGCCGCUCCCUGCACAGCUUCCGUCGUGGUCGGCCCGUACCUCAAUGCUCCCUGCCAGACCACAACGACAACCCUGAUUGGGACUGCACGGAAUCUACCAAGAUGUGA
Messenger RNA from Phyllostomus hastatus (greater spear-nosed bat), 462 nucleotides. It is a transcript of the gene CUNH10orf105, whose product is annotated as chromosome unknown C10orf105 homolog. The record is from RefSeq and is a predicted model, not a curated record. Bases 103 to 462 code for a protein of 119 amino acids. The transcript has 2 exons. Lineage: Eukaryota; Metazoa; Chordata; Mammalia; Chiroptera; Phyllostomidae.